AUGUUUGAUCGAUCAUAUAAUAACAGUCAGUUAAAAAAUAUUCAUUACGAGAACGAUAUACAUUACACUUUACAGAUGUGUCAAUGGUUAUUGAAACCUAUCGGAGUGUGGCCUUUCGUUUACGAUCGAACUAGCAGAUUUGAGCAGCUUAUUUCCAUCAUUCUAAUGGCUACGUGCUUCUCCAGUUUGUUAUUCAUCAUCCUACCAUCCGGCCAUCAUAUUUUUUUCGUAGAAAAAGAUAUGCAUCUCAAGGUAAAAUUGCUCGGUCCAGUUGGAUUUUGUUUAUCGUCCACAAUUAAAUAUUGCUAUCUUGGCGUGAAAGGUGUAUUUUUUGAACAAUGUAUCAAACAUGUUAAAAAUGAUUGGAAAAUGGUACAAGAUCCAAGUUAUCGAAUAAUCAUGUUAAAAUAUGCCACUAUCAGCAGAAAACUUAUAAUUAUGUGUGCCGUUUUUUUAUAUACUGGCGGAAUGUCAUAUCAUACUGUAAUGCAAUUUUUAUCAAAAGAGAAAGAUAAUAAUAAUACAUUUAAACCAUUGACUUAUCUAGGCUACGAUCCAUUUUUCGAUACUCAAUCCAGUCCUAUAUACGAAAUCGUAUUUUGCAUGCAUUGUUUCGCCGCCAUGAUUAUGUAUAGCGUCACAACGGUUGCAUAUAGUUUAGCAGCGAUUUUUGUCACUCAUAUCUGUGGACAAAUUCAAAUACAAGCAACAAGAUUACAGAAUUUAGUAGAAAACAAGGACAAAAAGAAUAACUGUGAUCCUUUUGCUCUUAUUGUUCAUGAUCAUGUAGAAAUUUUAAGAUUUUCGAAAAAUGUAGAAGAAGCUUUACGUGAGAUAUGUUUGGCAGAAAUUAUUGAAUCUACAAUAAUUAUGUGUUUGCUUGAAUAUUAUUGCAUGACAGAAUGGCAAAAUAACGAUGCAAUUGCAAUAUUGACCUAUUUUACUUUGUUGAUUUCUUUUACAUUUAACAUAUUUAUAUUUUGUUAUAUAGGCGAAAUUCUUUCUGAACAGUGUAGCCAAAUUGGUACAAUUUCUUAUGAAAUUAAUUGGUAUAAAUUGCCUGCUAAAAAAGCUCAUGAUCUUAUUCUACUAAUUUCCAUAUCACAGUAUCCUCCAAAACUUACAGCUGGAAAAAUAAUUGAUUUAUCUUUCAACACAUUUAGCUCUGUGGUAAAAACAUCGGUAAUUUAUUUGAAUUUACUUCGAACAGUUACGGAUUAA
This is a messenger RNA of Apis mellifera (honey bee), 1221 nucleotides long. It is a transcript of the gene Or52, whose product is annotated as odorant receptor 52. The record is from RefSeq and is marked inferred. Bases 1 to 1221 code for a protein of 406 amino acids. NCBI's taxonomy places the organism in Eukaryota, Metazoa, Arthropoda, Insecta, Hymenoptera, Apidae. Gene Ontology annotation, molecular function: olfactory receptor activity; odorant binding. Gene Ontology annotation, cellular component: plasma membrane. Gene Ontology annotation, biological process: detection of chemical stimulus involved in sensory perception of smell; sensory perception of smell. The transcript is spliced from 5 exons.